Molecule: messenger RNA, 1464 nt
Organism: Polypterus senegalus (gray bichir)
Lineage: Eukaryota; Metazoa; Chordata; Cladistia; Polypteriformes; Polypteridae
Gene: blcap
Product: bladder cancer associated protein
Exons: 2
Coding region: 535-798 (87 amino acids)
Source: RefSeq, a predicted model, not a curated record
GAUUGCCGACUAAGCUGUCCAAAUAAUGGCCUGAUUGAAAUAAAUAUGAACUGUUAGCCAUGGCGAAUUUGGGUCUCGAAUCAUCUUAAUACGCUUUAAGUGACCGAUUAUUUUAACUGUUUACGAGUACAAUGUUUCUGUGUUAUCUGUUCCGCCUUUUGUUUUCUAUCAGGCAUACCGAUGAACAGCCCUAAUAAGAAGGCCGCGCUCAGAAGUGAUGGUGAAAGCGUCAGCUGUUUGGUUGUGAUGGCAAGUUUGUGUAAAUGUGUUUCUGUGUCUUGUUGAAAAAGUGCAGCACAGUAGGCUGCACUGGAUAAUUUGAAAAUACUAGGAUAUUGCUAUUGUUCUGUGUAAAAUCAAUUGGUGUGGCUCAGGUAGUUCGCGCCGAAGAAGAAAGCAGUCAGAGCCGGCUCGGGUGGAAGAAUCACGCAGCUUCUUUCUUCGCAGGUUCAUCUUGAUGGUUAACCAAGCAGAUUUGGCAGAGUCCAGUUCUUCAUCCACCUGAAUUUCCUUUGUUUAUACCUUCAUUCAAAGAUGUACUGUCUUCAGUGGUUGCUGCCAGUGCUUCUUAUCCCCAAACCUCUUAAUCCUGCUUUAUGGUUCAAUCAUUCAAUGUUUAUGGGAUUCUACCUGUUGAGUUUCCUUCUAGAGAGGAAACCUUGUACCAUCUGUGCCUUGGUUUUUCUAGCAGCACUUUUCCUCAUCUGUUACAGCUGUUGGGGAAACUGCUUUCUGUACCACUGCAAUGAUUCUCCACUUCCAGAGUCUGCACAUGAUCCUAACAUCAUAGGCACCUAAUACUUCGUGAUCCACAACAUCAUAUUUCUGAGCUUUUUCUUUUAAUGUUAUUUCUGCAUCGGAUUUGACAAUCUGAAAUGCUCAGGCUAUGAAUGAUUUUCUUUCCACAGUGGUGUGAAGUUCGCCUGUGGGGAUAGUUCAUUAGCUGGAGACUUUUUUUUGUUUUUGUUUUUUUGUUAACAGCCACCAGUCUUUGUGCUGGGAAGUUUGCAGAGCACCCAACUGUUUUGGGUGUAUUUUGCAUGGAGACUCUACUGCUUAAUUAUGAAUGCACAGAUGCAGUGCCAUUAUGUGAACAUAAUCAUUUUGUGAUUCUUUUUUUUUUUUCACAAAUGUGUAAUUCUGCUAAAGGAUUAAGAAACAAUAAAGACAUUUAGUUGGGUCUAAUGUCCGUAAGAAUUUGUCUUUCAAAUUUUCCUAUUGCUGGAGACAAACACAAAGAGAAGAAGCAUGGCAAUAAUGUGAUGAAAUUUGUUUCUGUCAUUGUGAUGGAGAUGUUUUAAAGGGACACUGUAACAAAUUUUAAUAAUAAAAAAGUAGUGCAAUGCAUUUGUAUCUUUUUUUAUUUUUAUUUUUUUUUAUUCAUGGAGGAGGGAAGGAUUUCAAAGAAAGCACAAUCUUCUGGUGGCUCAAGAACUUUUUUUUUUUUUUUUUAAUCCAAAAUUU